UUGAUGUGACACACCUUCAAUUUAGUUUUUUUUUGUGGCAUUUGUUUGAAUAGCACACAAUCGCGGAGAUUUCGUAUUACAUAUACACAUACUUUUGUAUAAGGAAAAGCGCAGGCUAUGGAUGUCGAAACAAGUCUGGAUAUCGAAGGAACUCUCCGAACGAUUCAGCAAGCCAUCAUCAGUUGCUGCGAGCAACUGCUUGAAAUAGCCACGAUUUUAACCAAUAAAGGUGGCCAGAUAUUGCGCCGUUUGAGGGGAGCAUCAGUCCCGGAGCCCUUCCAAAAUAGUCAAAAUAUCGGUGAUGGUUCAAUGUCUGAAAAUCCUUAUCAAAGGCUCAAUCCCAUGAUAGAUGCACAAUAUAGUAUAUUAGGAUCCGAAAACUUGGUUGGCGAGGGUGACUACUUGCGGCUGGAGAAUAAUAUCAACAAUCAACUUCCGCGUCUUGUAAGCGUGACUUGCGGCUUUGCCAAGGAUCACAUAAGAUAUCCGGAAUAUAAUCGUGGAAAGUUUGGUGAGGAUGCCUGGUUCAUGUCCUCCAGUCCACAGGCGUAUAUAAUGGGCGUGGCCGAUGGAGUGGGCGGUUGGCGAAAUUAUGGCGUUGAUCCCGGAAAAUUCAGUAUGUCCCUUAUGCGAUCCUGUGAACGAAUAUCACAUGCUCCCGAUUUUGAGCCGAAAAGACCGGAAAUACUGCUGGAACGAGGCUAUUGUGAUCUCCUAGACCAAAAGUGUUCCAUUGUUGGCAGCUGUACAGCAUGUAUUUUAUCUUUUAAUCGAGAUAAUAACACCUUAUAUGCAGCAAAUAUUGGAGACAGUGGUUUUUUGGUGGUGCGAUCUGGUAAGGUGGUUUGCCGGUCCCAGGAACAGCAGCAUCAAUUUAACACCCCUUAUCAAUUGGCAUCGCCGCCUCCGGGUUAUGAAUUCCAUGUACUAUCGGAUGGACCCGAAUCGGCGGAUACCAUUAAAUUCCCGAUGCAACAGGGCGACGUCAUUCUGCUGGCCACCGAUGGGGUCUACGAUAAUGUACUUGAAAGCGUUCUCGUGGAGGUUCUUACGGAAAUGUCUGGCAUAUCGAAUUCCGUACAGCUUCAAAUGGCCGCCAAUACGGUGGCUCUAAUGGCGCGUACUUUGAGCUUCAAUCGGAAUCACGAUUCUCCAUUUAGUCAAAAUGCCCGGAAACUCAACAUCGAUGCAUGGGGUGGAAAACCGGAUGACAUUACGGUCCUAUUGGCCAUUGUCGUCUAGAAUAGCCACCCGGAGAAUCAAAUAGGGAAACAAAGGAAGAUCGGAUAUCCAAGGUUAUAUACAAUCAUUGAACGGCCUCUUCCAAGCAGAUUUUACUGACGAAAACCCACAAUUGUUUGUAGCAGGUAUUCGGAGAAGUUGGCGCAAAAAAACUUACAGAAAUAAUCACUGGUAGUAGAUAAUUUAUCAUUUAAAACUACUUUUUUUCAUUUCUGGCAUCACAAACCAAUUUUUUUGUACCUCUUUUCGUUUCAAGUUCGGCCUACAACUAUGCCAUUUAUCGAACAAAAUUGUUAAGGUGUAAUAAAA
Drosophila sechellia is the source of this 1551-nucleotide messenger RNA. RefSeq names its product protein phosphatase PTC7 homolog. Gene Ontology annotation, molecular function: protein serine/threonine phosphatase activity. Gene Ontology annotation, cellular component: mitochondrion. The record is from RefSeq and is a predicted model, not a curated record. The transcript has a single exon. NCBI's taxonomy places the organism in Eukaryota, Metazoa, Arthropoda, Insecta, Diptera, Drosophilidae. Gene Ontology annotation, biological process: protein dephosphorylation. Bases 118 to 1242 code for a protein of 374 amino acids.